AUGUCUGAUUGUGCCGGUGAUAAUUCAAAACCACGAGUUGUGGUUUUAGGAGGGUGCGGUUUCAUCGGCCGGAACCUUGUGGAGUACUUGAUAUCCAAUGACCUGGUGAGCGGGCUACGCGUCGUGGACAAAACUCCACCACAACUGGCCUUCUUGAACCCAACACAUAGCAAGAUCUUCGAAGACCCCCGUAUAGAAUAUAAAAGCGCGAACCUAAUUAAUGCCACAUCAUGCGCCUCAGCCCUGGAUCCUGGAGACGGAGCCGUUUGGGGCCUGGUGGUGAACUGUGCUGGCGAGACCAGGGUGGGGCAGACGGAGGCAGUAUACUCCGAAGGCAUCUACACUCUGAGUGUGAAUGUAGCUCGGCAGUGCGCCAAGCUGAAGGUGGAUAGACUGAUCGAGAUCUCCAGCGGACAGAUGCAUAGUAGUGAUAAGCCACAAAAAGAAGACUGCGCCGUAGAGCCGUGGACCACGGAAGCCAAGAUGAAGAGUAAAGUAGAGAAGGAGUUGAAGAAUAUGAAUGGAGAGUUGAACUAUACCAUCAUCAGGCCUGCCAUCGUGUACGGGAUCGGAGACCGGAGGAGUUUAACACCCCGCCUCCUCUACGGCGGCAUCUACAAGCACCUCAACGAAACUAUGAAGCUCCUAUGGACAGCAGACCUGAAGAUGAACACAGUCCACGUGAGAGACGUCUGCCGGGCCGUCUGGACCUUGGGCAGGCACCCAGAAGCCAACAAGCAGGUCUACAAUGUGGUUGAUGACGCUAACAGCACCCAAGGUGCCUUAGCCGAGCUCGUUGCCGAUAUAUUCAAAAUACAACACGAUUACUAUGGAACUGCUAUUUCUACGCUUGCUAAGACGGACAUAGCAUCAGUAGCAGAGGAAGCGAACGACAAGCACCUGACGGCGUGGGCCGAGCUGUGCAGUAAGUACGGGCUGCAACACACGCCGCUGGAGCCGAGCGCGGGGCACGAGCUGUUGCUCAACAAACAACUCUGUCUCGACGGCAGGAAGCUGCGCGCCCUGCUGCAGCUCGAUGUACCCGCGCCUACUAUUGAUAAACUGAAGGAGGUACUGGAAGACUAUGCUUCCAUGAAUCUGUUCCCAAAGGAGCUGCUCCUAUGA
Spodoptera littoralis (African cotton leafworm) is the source of this 1125-nucleotide messenger RNA. Lineage: Eukaryota; Metazoa; Arthropoda; Insecta; Lepidoptera; Noctuidae. The record is from the annotation of a GenBank genome assembly.